This is a messenger RNA of Miscanthus lutarioriparius, 1182 nucleotides long. The record is from the annotation of a GenBank genome assembly. Lineage: Eukaryota; Viridiplantae; Streptophyta; Magnoliopsida; Poales; Poaceae.
AUGGACGCCAGCCAGGCCCCAUCGCUCCUCCUCCUCGCCCCCACUCCCAGUCCCAGCAUUGACCUCCCCGCUGGCAAGGACAGGGCCGACGCGGCGGCCAGCAAGGCCGCGGCCGUGUUCGACCUGCGGCGGGAGCCCAAGAUCCCGGCGCCAUUCCUGUGGACGCACGAGGAGGCGCGCCCGACCUCGGCCGCGGAGCUGGAGGUGCCGGUGGUGGACGUGGGCGUGCUGCGCAAUGGCGACCGCGCGGGGCUGCGCCGCGCCGCGGCGCAGGUUUCGGCGGCGUGCGCGACGCACGGGUUCUUCCAGGUGUGCGGGCACGGCGUGGACGCGGCCCUGGGGCGCGCCGCGCUGGACGGCGCCAGCGACUUCUUCCGGCUGCCGCUGGCAGAGAAGCAGCGCGCCCGGCGCGUCCCCGGCACCGUGUCCGGGUACACGAGCGCGCACGCCGACCGGUUCGCGUCCAAGCUCCCCUGGAAGGAGACCCUGUCCUUCGGCUUCCACGACGGCGCCGCGUCGCCCGUCGUCGUGGACUACUUCACCGGCACCCUCGGCCAAGAUUUCGAGCCAAUGGGGCGGGUGUACCAGAGGUACUGCGAGAAGAUGAAGGAGCUGUCGCUGACGAUCAUGGAGCUGCUGGAGCUGAGCCUGGGCGUGGAGCGCGGCUACUACCGGGAGUUCUUCGAGGACAGCCGCUCCAUCAUGCGGUGCAACUACUACCCGCCGUGCCCGGAGCCGGAGCGCACGCUGGGCACGGGCCCGCACUGCGACCCCACGGCGCUGACCAUCCUCCUGCAGGACGACGUCGGCGGGCUGGAGGUGCUGGUGGACGGCGAGUGGCGCCCCGUCCGGCCCGUCCCAGGCGCCAUGGUCAUCAACAUCGGCGACACCUUCAUGGCGCUGUCCAACGGGCGGUACAAGAGCUGCCUGCACCGCGCGGUGGUGAACCAGCGGCAGGAGCGGCGGUCGCUGGCCUUCUUCCUGUGCCCGCGCGAGGACCGGGUGGUGCGCCCGCCGGCCAGCAGCGCCACGCCGCGGCAGUACCCGGACUUCACCUGGGCCGACCUCAUGCGCUUCACGCAGCGCCACUACCGCGCCGACACCCGCACGCUGGACGCCUUCACCCGCUGGCUCUCCCACGGCCCGGCCCAGGAGGCAGCGGCGGCGGCUCCCUGCACCUAG